This is a messenger RNA of Rhizoctonia solani, 2031 nucleotides long. RefSeq names its product Retrotransposable element Tf2 protein. The coding region runs from base 1 to 2031 and encodes 676 amino acids. Lineage: Eukaryota; Fungi; Basidiomycota; Agaricomycetes; Cantharellales; Ceratobasidiaceae. Gene Ontology annotation, molecular function: nucleic acid binding; zinc ion binding. The record is from RefSeq and is a predicted model, not a curated record. The transcript is spliced from 2 exons.
AUGGAACCAGAGCCAUCCCCUACCGCUCUCCUUGAGGCUAUCACAGCCCUCACAGCCACCAUUGGGUACCUGCAGGACCAAAUCCAUGCCCAAAGCCAGCAAAUCACCAAGCUUAGGGCCAUAUGCAAGGAAACAGCAGACCUCCUUGGGGAUAAGGAUCAAGGAGCCCCCCAAACCCAGCCUGGCCCAUUGACUGGGCCUACCACCCCUCCUACCCACUCAGGAGGGGAAGUCCACACUCCAGGCACGGUUAGGCCUGGACUCAAGGCCCCAUUCCGCCCCUCUAGGGGAACGGGUUAUGACUCAGAAGAAGAAGAGGAACCCAAGCAAGCCCCAAAGAAAGAGCCUUGUGGAAUGCCUAGGAGCUUAAGCUCACUCACCCCCUUUGAUUCAGGGUCCAGCGUAAAGCGGCCCAAAAUGGAACUACCCAACCCAUAUAAGGGAGAUUCCAGGGGAAGAAAGGCAACCCAAUGGCUGGAUUGCAUGCUACUUUGGGUUGCGCUUCAUCAAGACCAAUUCAAUGAAGAAGAGCAAAUGGUGGUGUGGAUCUUAUACCACAUGACCAACAAAGCUGCCAACUGGGCUCUUCCCAUUAUUGGGACUAUUAUCAAGGGUGAGGGAAAUCCUCCCACUACCAUUCCAGCCUUAACAGCCAAAUUCAAAGAAGCAUUUGCGGACCCCAAUGCCAAGAGGGCAGCCGCCAGGAAAAUAGCUGCGCUGACUCAGACCACAACCACAUCUGAGUAUGUCACAGAGUUCCACAAUCUCAUAGCGGAACUAGAUUGGAACAAGGAGGCAUAUAUUGCCCAGUUCAAGUGCGGCCUUCACUGGAAGGUUAAGGAACUCUUGUCCACCAAGGACAAUAUUCCCAACAAAUUGGAGGCAAUCUUUGCCGCCUCCAUCAAAAUUGACAAUACUUGUUGGGAGAAUGAGGAGAACCGCCCCAAAAAGGCUCCUACCAAGGCCCCGGUCACUGCGACCACCUCCACCUCCACUACCACAAGGGUCUGUCUAUCAGAAGACCCAAAUUACGUCACCCCGGAGGAACAAGAUUGCCGCCACGCAUCUGGGCUAUGUGUCAAAUGCGGCCAAAAGGGGCAUGGCAUCAAGCAGUGCCCCAACGGUUGGAAGGCCACCAUCAAGAAGGCCGCCAAAAUUGAAUUGCAUGUACCUGUCUUGGAAUUUGUAAAUAUUGCAACGGAUUCAAACAAGAAACCCCUACUCUUUCUAGACAUAACACUGCGUGACUACCCAACAGAACCUAUCAAAACCCUCAUCAACUCUGGCGCCACCUCCAAUUUCAUAUCCCCCACAUUAGUAGAAAAACUCAAAAUCCCAAAAACCCUACUUGAAAAUCCACAAGUAGUGAGAAUGCUAGAUGGUACCAUAUCUCAGACUGGUUGCAUAUGGCACCAGGUACACCUUGCGGUCUUGGCCAACGGCCAUCCCCACACUAUCCCCUUCUUAGUUUGCCCUAUUGGGAACACACCAGCCAUACUUGGCAUGACUUGGCUCACUCAGGAGUUGCCUCUCAUUGACUGGACCCUAGGCACCAUUACCUUCCCCAAACAAGCACAAAUUGCCUCUGAAGAAGAGGCAGACCCAGACCCUCUAGUGGACCUCCCCUCUCAAUAUCAUGAGUUUGCUAGGGUGUUUGGCAAAGAAGAGUUCAAGGUCUUACCCCCCCAUAGGGAGUACAACAUUGCCAUAGACCUUGUUCCUGAUGCCAGACUCAUCCCAGGACCAAUUUACGGCAUGACAGAUGCAGAGUCUAAAGCACUGAAGCAGCAUAUUGAGGAAGAACUGGCCACGGGGAAGAUCCGCCCUAGUACCUCCUCUACUGGCGCCCCAGUAAUGUUUGUCAAAAAGGCCAAUGGUUCCCUCAGAUUAGUUGUGGAUUACAGGAAGCUGAAUGACGUUACCCAUAAGAACGUAUACCCCUUACCAAGGCAGGACAACCUCAUGGCCAAACUCAGGCAUGCCAAGAUCUUCACAAAAUUGGACUUGCAAUGGGGGUAUAAUAAUGUUUGA